Capsicum annuum is the source of this 1750-nucleotide messenger RNA. RefSeq names its product short-chain dehydrogenase reductase 3a. NCBI's taxonomy places the organism in Eukaryota, Viridiplantae, Streptophyta, Magnoliopsida, Solanales, Solanaceae. The record is from RefSeq and is a predicted model, not a curated record. The transcript is spliced from 4 exons. Bases 680 to 1720 code for a protein of 346 amino acids.
CUUUUAGAUGUUCCAAUUGGCAAGCCUAGCCAGGCGAGCACAGUGUUAAUAGUGUCUCAAUUAUUUGUCUCCAAUCUUUAAAUAAUUUUGAACAACUGUUAGCUCACGAGUUAAUUAUUGAAAUUAAGUUAGAGAAAAAUUCAUUCUUUAUCGUUUUUGGAUAUCAUGUACGGACUUUUGAAAUGUAAACCCCUUAUAGAUCUAUCUUGGAAAGAAAAAAAAUAAUUUAUGAUAUAUGUGAGAGUUGAGUUUGUUUAUCUUAGAUAUUUAGAAUGAAUUUAAGUUUUCAACUCAUUUAGAAUAUUGAUGUAAAGAUAGAUAUCCACUCAUCUUUAAAAAAGAAAAAGGAUUAAUUAUAUAAGCAAGUAGAGUGAAAUAAAGAAAGAACAAUUUCCUCCACUUAUCUCCAAAUAAGAAUUUGAGUGAUUGAGAGUCUUCCUCCUCCCAAUUUAAAUUUCCAAUAUGUAGUUAAGUUCUUCUAGCAAGCAAAUUAUGAAUUCAUCUUCGACACAUGUACACCAAUAACAUAGAAAAAAUUCAUGCUAUCAAAUCACUUCUUUCUUCUUCUUCAUUUUUUUUUUUUUUUAAAAUAUAUAAAAUGCGAAGCCAAAUGACAGAAUUACCCUGUGUAGAGAGAACUAGCUAGCGGACCCAUGAUAGUAAUUACCAUAACGAAGGCAUGCAUCAAUUCAGUCUGUGUAUAUAUAUAUAUAUGUUUGUGUUAUGGUUGACUUGCUGUUUAGCCUUUCAACUAAUAAUUCACUCUUAUUGUCCAUUACUUCUCUCGUCUCUCUCCCAAGAAGAGGAGGAGGAGAAGAUGCUGAGGAUAAGAUCAAGGAUCAUCUCGAGUACUUGGAGAUCAUUGCUUCCUCAAAUCUCCAGUAACAAGUUUUCUACCCACUCAGAAAGGAAGUUGGAAGGGAAGGUAGCAGUGAUCACAGGUGCAGCAAGUGGGAUAGGAAAAGAAAGCGCAGCCAAAUUCAUCAGCCAUGGCGCCAAGGUGAUAGUCGCUGAUAUACAUCGGCAGCUCGGCCAACAAACGGCAAGUGAACUGGGAGAUAACGCCACGUUUGUGCCCUGCGACGUCACAAAAGAAUCUGACGUCUCCGACCUGGUGGAUUUUGCCAUUUCCAAACAUGGACAGCUUGACAUAAUGUAUAACAAUGCAGGGGUAGCAUGCCGAACUCCGCUGAGCAUAGUGGACAUUGACCUUGCACAAUUCGAUCGUGUCAUGGCCAUCAAUGUCCGAGGCGUAAUGGCGGGGAUCAAGCACGCAGCUCGAGUGAUGAUUCCGCGGGGGAGCGGCUGCAUUUUGUGCACGGGUAGCGUCACUGGGGUGAUGGGAGGACUAGCACAGCCUACUUAUUCAACUACCAAAUCAUGCGUCAUAGGAAUUGUGAGGUCCAUGACAGCGCAACUGUGCAAAAAUGGAAUAAGAAUCAAUUGCAUUUCUCCAUUUGCUAUUCCAACAGCCUUUUCGUUGGACGAAAUGAGAGAAUACUUCCCAGGGGUGGUACCUGAGGAUCUCACUAAAAUGCUGCACAAUACUAGUGAGCUCAAAGGGGCAUAUUGUGAGCCCAUUGAUGUAGCCAAUGCUGCUCUUUUUUUGGCUAGUGAAGAUGCCAAGUUUAUUAGCGGCCAAAACCUGGUGGUAGAUGGUGGUUUCACCUCGUUUAAAAGUUUAAACUUGUCUCAACAAGUACAAGAACGUUCCACAUAAAUUUAAUACGGAGUUUGGUUCUUGCUGGAA